AAGAAAAUCAAAAAGGCCAAAAUAUGCCUGCAGCUGAGUAUCUGUAUCUUUCCUUUCUCUGCAAAUCUUUCUUCCAGAAGAUCUCUGUUCUUUGCCUCUUCUCCAUUACUGUAAUUACUCUUUCCAUCAACAUUCUUGCAGCAGGGUUCCUUCACUUCAUCCUCCCCCACCGCUUUUCUUCAAUUCUUGGCGGCCUGAGAGUGAUUUCGAUCGGCAGCGGUAACUAGUUGGAAUGAGAAUCGAAUCUCGGAUUCAGAGUUGAGGCUUUAGAAUGGCGAUCAAAGGCGUUGAUUUCAAGUGGUACGAUGGAUUCUUCCUGUCUAUGCUUGCUACGAGCAUAAUCAUUGUGGCAAUCAAUUGGGAUAGAUACCAUUUGUGCACGUAUCCAUUGCACAUAUGGAUUGUGGUUGACUAUACCACAGUGUUUAUUUUCCGGCUCUUGAUGUUCGUGGACAACGGAUUAGCUUCGGGAAUGGGAUUGGAUCUCGGCUCGCAGCAGAGAUACGCGCGAUUUUGUGGAAGGGUUGUUGUAUUGUCCGUUCUUGUUGUGUUGCUUUAUCCGUUCCUUUGGGCCUGGACGGUCAUCGGUACUCUCUGGUUCACUAGUGCCAGAAGUUGCCUGCCCGAAGAUGGUCAGAAAUGGGGCUUCUUAAUUUGGCUGCUUUUCAGCUACUGCGGACUUGUGUGCAUCGCUUGCAUUUGUUUGGGAAAGUGGUUAACGAGGCGGCAAGCGCAUCAGCUCCGCGCACAACAAGGGAUUCCUGUGUCCGAAUACGGAGUCUUGGUUGACUUGGUCAGAGUUCCCGAUUGGGCAAUUGAAGCGGCCGGACAAGAACUGAGGGUGAUGGGUCAAGAUGCGGCGACGUACCAUCCGGGACUUUACUUAACCCCUGCUCAGAGAGAAGCAGUGGAAGCACUAAUCCAAGAACUUCCGAAGUUUAGGAUGAAAGCGGUCCCAACCGAUUGCAGCGAGUGUCCUAUAUGUCUUGAAGAGUUUCAUGUCGGGAAUGAGGUUCGCGGGCUCCCCUGUGCGCACAAUUUCCACGUGGACUGCAUCGACCAGUGGCUUCGCCUAAACAUAAAAUGCCCAAGAUGCCGAUGCUCGGUAUUCCCCAACCUUGAUCUGAGCGCGCUAUCGAACAUCCACACGGAUUCAGAGCGCACGUCGUCAAAUCUUUUAUCGGCUACUCCCUACGUUCGAAACCAGUCUCCGACUCAGAGCUACCUGCUGCGGCUGCAAGGAUUGCUCCGUCCCGUUCGGUCCGAGAGCACCGGUUCAACCACCAGCACGAGCAGCGGCAGCAGCGAAACGGAAAGUGCGGAAUCGCCUGCGGAUCGCAGCCCCGAAAAUGUGGACUCCGUUGAAGUGGUGGUCGAAGGUACUCCUCGUCGCUUUUGAGCCCCGCCGCUCGCCAUUUUUUUUUUUACUUUUUUCGAUGUUUUUGAUGGUUUGUUCUAACUUGUUUGGAGGAUCUGAUCUGGUAACGAUAGCAUCAUCACCCCUAAUAUGAGUUCUUGUGGUUUUUUUGGUCUGACAAAAUUUGGAACUAAUGUGAUGAAAUUUGUUUUUUUGGGGGAUGGAUGUCUAUGUUAUGUGUAUAGGGUUAGGCUCUUUUGUUUCUUUGCUAUGAAAUACAAUUUUAAAAAUUGAAUGGGAAAAUACAAUUGUAUUAUAUGACCAGAGCAGUUAACAGAGUCGAGUCGAGUCAGAACAAAAUUUUAAGGAUUUGUAUUUGUUUUUAAUGUUUGCGAGUAAGACUUGUGUUUGUUGGUUAAGUUUUCGAGCU
This is a messenger RNA of Andrographis paniculata, 1787 nucleotides long. RefSeq names its product E3 ubiquitin-protein ligase SIS3. Lineage: Eukaryota; Viridiplantae; Streptophyta; Magnoliopsida; Lamiales; Acanthaceae. Gene Ontology annotation, molecular function: ubiquitin-protein transferase activity. The transcript has 10 exons. The coding region runs from base 272 to 1399 and encodes 375 amino acids. The record is from RefSeq and is a predicted model, not a curated record. Gene Ontology annotation, biological process: sugar mediated signaling pathway.